This is a messenger RNA of Aspergillus pseudonomiae, 1423 nucleotides long. Its product is annotated as phosphotransferase family protein. The transcript is spliced from 3 exons. NCBI's taxonomy places the organism in Eukaryota, Fungi, Ascomycota, Eurotiomycetes, Eurotiales, Aspergillaceae. The record is from RefSeq and is a predicted model, not a curated record. Bases 1 to 846 code for a protein of 281 amino acids.
AUGGACUGUUAUUUUGCUCCCUCCAUCUUACGGCCGGACUUCACUUGGCCGCGGCCAGUGCGAUGUACAAUUUCGCAGAGUACCCCUCCAGCGCUAUACUACUUAUCUCAAUGGUAUUGCUCUUGGUUUGAUAUUCCAUUCGAUGUCAAUAUCUUGCAACUAACUUUCGGGCUUAUUAUGAAAUGGACAGACCGGACGAGCAUAGAGGAAGCUAUUGCAAUGCAGAUGGCAAGAGCCACUGGUAUGCCUGCUCCGAGAUUAAUAUCCUGUGGGGAGCAUCCGAAUGCUCCUUUUAACCGGAAAAUUUCAAUCUUAAUGACAAGGUUGCCUGGUACCCCUCUGGAGAACUCAAGAUAUCAGUUGGAAGUUGAUGCUGAGGGCCCAUGGCUGGAUGAAUUAAAGAUAUGCGUACAUCCCAUGCGUUUAUGGUGUCCUCCUGACCAAAGUUCUAUCUGUUCUCCAAUUGGGACCUCUAUACGAAGCCCACGGGUUCCUGGUCACGUUAUAGGCCCUUUCAUAAGCGAGAGGGACUUUUACGACUAUCUCUUUAGUCCUGCUUCUAGCCACGCAUUCGAAUCGCCUGUGGAAUAUGAGCAGACCUUGAUAUAUAAUGGGCAUUUAUCUGGGUUUCUUUAUUGGGAGACCGCAGGAUGGUAUCCUGAACACUGGGAGUUCACAACGGCAAUGCGUUUUAGGCAAGGUUGUUGGCGGUUCCAAGUAGCUUCUUGGAUCGGGGGAGAUCAAUACCGCGAGGAACUAGAAUUGAGGCCACCUUACUGCUUAGACACUGGAACAGACAUUAUCAAAGCGAUCAUUGGCUACAAAGUACAAGGAAAGCCGGAGUGACAAACUGCUAACAAGACAACAGGCGCAUGAAAACAAUAAUUUCUCUCGCACUAUAUGGCCUCUGUGUCCUGAGUCUUCCAGCCGAAGCAUAAUGCCUAAAAUUGAGAUAGUCAUCCAGACUGGGAUCAUUAGCAUGCAACCCUACCUUGCAGAAUACUUGCUAUCGUCGCUUCAUGGUAGUCCGUAUGAGUUUAAGAUUGCUUAUAGUAUCGCAUAGUUCAGGAGCUGAUACUUGAUGCUUAGAUAAUAACAUGCAAGAACCCAAAGUCGCAUAAAAUCAAAGCCACACUAAAAGAUAUUGACGAUUAGUUUCACUCCCACUAAGAUCCUUCAGCAUGGGUCCCGGGUAUAACAAUCACAGAGUCGUUGCUUAAUGCCCCGGGCGUAACGGGCCCCUCUUCUUUACCACAUACUAUAGGUUUCAAAUUCUAUAUACCAGUAUCAGUGCAAUGGAACCAAGAUUAAAGAAGCAUAUUAUGACGUACACAAUCUGGAGUUCCUCUUCCUUGCCCACAGUACAUACUUAAAUCCUUUAUCCCUCAAUAGGGUAUGGAUGUUUUCUAGUCUUAUUAGCAAA